AUGGCGACCAGCACAUCGAAAGUCUUUCCUGAUGAUCAAGCCGUUCUAAACCAGCCUCACCAACCUCUGAACUUAGAUUUUCCAAAGCGCCCCUUUGGGAAGAAGGCGGAGUUGCGUUGCUUCAGGCCAUCUUGGUUUCAUCAGUGGCCAUUUCUUCACUACCACGAGGCUGACGACGUCGUGUUUUGUCACCUGUGCGUGAAAGCUUUGGCUCUCAAACCGAUCAAAUUUUCAAACUGGAAAGAUGCAACCACAGGAUUCAAAAACCACGUAAAGAGUGCGUGUCAUCGUGAAGCAGUUGAAGUUCUUGUCACUCUUCCUGUCACAACCAGGGACGUUGGAGAACAUAUUUCUCAUGAGCAUGCUGUCCAGAAAGUCAACAGUCAACAAGCGCUUCUUCAAGUACUGUCGUCUGUGAGAUUAUUGAGUAAGCAGGAUCUUGCUUUUAGAGGAGAUGGAGAUGAAUCAGAUGGUAAUCUACAACAGCUGCUUUGUCUACAGCGUGAGAAACACCCUAACCUAGCUCACUGGCUGAAACGAAAGGAGAUUGUCUACAAAAGUUCACAAAUUCAAAAUGAAAUGAUCAAAACAUUGGGCCUCCAAGUGCUACGAAAUAUUGCCACAGACAUACAUAAUUCCCCAUUUGUAACGGUGAAGGCUGAUGAAACUACUCAUGUCUCCAACAGAGAGCAAUUUACAGUCAUCAUUCGUAGAGUUUCAGAAGACUUGCAAGUGGAUGAAGAGUUUAUUGGACUUUACCAAACCUCAACUACUGAUGCUGCAACCCUUGCAGGUUUAAACAAGGCCGUCUUCAUAAGACUGAAUGUGAGUAUGAAAAAGCUUCGUGGACAGUGUUUUGAUGGUGCCAGUGCUAUGAGUGGCUAUAGAACUGGUGUUGCUAAACGCGUUAAUGAUAGUGAGCCAAGAGUAGUCUUCGCCUACUGUUACGGUCAUGCUUUAAAUCUCGCUGCAAAUGACACCCUAAAGCAAUCAAAGUUGAUGAAAGAUGUACUAGACACAACUCGGGAAAUCACAAAACUGAUCAAAUAUUCCCCACGUAGGAAGGGAAAAUUUAUGAAGUUGAAGGAGAGCUCGCCAGCUAGUAGUACAGGUAUCAGAGUACUCUGCCCUACUAGAUGGACAGUGAGAGCUGAUACGCUCUCAAGCAUUAUCAGUAACUAUGAGGCAUUGCAGAGUACAUGGGAGGAGGCCCUUGCAAUAACAAAGGACACAGAAGCCAAGGCCAGAAUCCAAGGGGUGUCAGCCCAAAUGGAUAUGUUUCAGUAUUUGUAUGGUAUCAUGCUAAGUGAAAUGAUACUAAGACACGCGGACAAUCUGAGUAGAAAUUUACAAAAUAAGUCUUUGUCUGCAGAAGAAGGUCAACAAGUUGCUCAGAUGACUGUUGAUACAAUCACAUCACUUCAAAAUGAUGAUGCCUUUGACCUGAUGUGGGAGAAAGUGAGUAGGAAAGCCAGAACUUUGAAUGUCAGUGAACCACAGCUACCCCGAAAGAGGAAAUGCCUAGGAGGCUUUGCGAGGGUUCGUGUGAAGGGGACUUUCAUGAGACCUCAAAAGAACACUAUAGACAGUGCUAUUAUGAAGCACUCGAUCUCAUUAUCAACUGCAGCCAAACCGCAGGAGUUAGAAGAUGAUCUGAAAGCGGUUUGUGCAUUCUAUAAAGAUGACUUUGACCAGGAGAUGUUGUAUGCAGAACUUCAAACGUUUGGAGUUCACUUCCAACAAACGUAUCAACUUCAAUCAAAGGAGGCCAGCACAAAGAUGACCAUCUUUGACAUAAAGUCUUAUUUUCUCUCGUUGUCUCAUGGUCAGAGGGUCCAUUUAGCACAAGUGAAGCGCCUUUAUCAACUUGUGUUGGUCAUGCCAGCCACCAAUGCGUCAUCUGAAAGAUAA
Molecule: messenger RNA, 1911 nt
Organism: Corticium candelabrum
Lineage: Eukaryota; Metazoa; Porifera; Homoscleromorpha; Homosclerophorida; Plakinidae
Exons: 3
Coding region: 1-1911 (636 amino acids)
Source: RefSeq, a predicted model, not a curated record